GAUUCCAAGUUUCGAGAACUGCUGGAGGAGCUCAGCAAGCUUCAUGAGAAUGAGCUGAGGGUCAUGAGAAGCGAGAUCCAGCAGCUGCGUGCUGAUCCUUCGUGCAGGAUUUUUCCACGGCCUUCUGGUGACCUGGUGCUGCCCAAGCAGCAGGCCUUGUGCCCCAAUAUGGCGCCGUCAAAUCCUGUGCCCAGCUUGGAGGUGGAGAUUGACAUUCUUCCUCCGCUUUCAGAGGAAGAGAAAGAGGCGUCUGUUGGACGUCGCCCUUCUCGAACAUCUGUGCGGGACAUGGAGGAACGCAGUGAGGAUCGAAGCAGCUAUGCGAGCUAUGGACGUAGCCCUAGCAGAAAGGGUACCAAUGACUUGGCCAGAGAAGCAGCAAAAGCCAUGAUGUUAGGGCAACUGUCGUCACCGCCAGCGGCCUGCAACAAGAGCAACAAGAGCGACGAUGAGACGCCCAGCAGAAAAGAAAGCUUCUACAGCAGGAAGGAGACGGAUCAAAGUGGCGGGAGCAAAAACAGCCGCAGCGGCAGCAAGUCCAAGGGACUGGAGAAAGAGAAGUUUGCCAAGCAGAAGGAGGACUCUGAAGCGAAGUCUCAAUUCGACCUCAGUGCCGAGCUGCCUUCCGAUGCCACCUGCGCCAAGUAUUUGGUGAGCGACCGUUAUGAGCUGAUUCUUGGAGCUGUUGUGCUCUCAAGUGUGGUAAUCAUGGCCGCAGAUUUCCAUUUCACAGGAUAUGUCAUCGGGCAAGAGAUUGGUUUCAAGGACAUGUCAAGCCUGCCAACCGGCGACGAAAGUCCAGCUUGGAUCGCGUAUCUCACUCUCUUCAUGGACAUUUUCUUUUUUCUGGAAGUGGCAACGCGAGUGUUUGUGCUGCGAUGGGUCUUCUUCAAGCUCUGGGUAAACUGGUUGGACCUCAUCGUUGUUUCUCUUGCACUCGGAGUGGAUAUCAUUGGUGGCCUGAGCGCUGGUUUCAACGUGGGGGUUAUACGUCUGCUUCGGCUGGCGAAAAUUGCCCGGGCUUUGAGAGUGGUUCGAAUGCGACGGGCACUGGAGUCACUCUCAUUGCUGCUGCGCUGUGUGCAAUCGAGUCUGCAAGUGCUGUUUUGGUCUUUAGGCCUGCUGGGCGUCAUUCAGUGCAUCGCAGGCAUGGUCAUAGGUCAGCUUCUGGUUCCCUACAUGCGGGAUACGUCCUAUGAUGUGGAGGGCCGACAUGAAGUCUACAAGUACUUCGGGACCUUCAGCCGGACAUUCCUCACAAUGUUUGAGGUUCUUUUUGCAAACUGGGCGAUUCCUGCGCGAAUCUGUGUGGAAAACGUUGGUGAAGUUUUUAUUUACGUGUUCAUCUUCUAUCGUUGUUUUGUUGGCUAUGCAGUGCUGAAUGUGGUAUCAGCGGUUUUCGUGCAACAAACUAUGAAGGUUGCACAGCAGGAUCAAGAGUAUAUGAUGAACCUGAAGCAGAAGCAAGCAGAAGCGUAUGCACAGAAGUUGAAGCGGUUCUUCAUGACCUUAGAUGCUUCAGGUGAUGGUUUGGUCAGCUGGGAAGAGUUCAGCGUGCUGUUGCAUGACCCCCAGCUGCAGAUCUGGAUGUCCACCUUGGACCUGGAAACGCAUGACCUGGUGCAGUUGUUUCAGAUGAUCGAUGACGGAGACGGUGAGAUUUCAGUGGAGGAGUUUAUCGAUGGUGCCACGCGUUUGCGGGGCAUGGCUCGUAGUUUGGAUGUGGCACAAGUUCUGACCGGCAUCAAGAAAGUGGAGCUCAAGAUCGAGGACUUGAAGUCUUUGGUGGCGAUUGGAAAGCGCACUUCUUUCAGGAAAUCCUUCGACAAGGGUUCGGGGAAGAACAGCGCUACGGCCCGCGCUUCCCCGGGCGAGCGAGCCACUCCGUCAGCGACGCCACUCUUCAGCCCGGAGCUCUUGGGGGCUUCACCGGAGGUGAAAUCGCAGCUGGCCCAGGCUGACCAGGCUACUUCAGCUGCGAGCCGCACUUCGGAUGGACAGCUGACGACAUGA
Messenger RNA from Cladocopium goreaui, 2013 nucleotides. NCBI's taxonomy places the organism in Eukaryota, Dinophyceae, Suessiales, Symbiodiniaceae. The record is from the annotation of a GenBank genome assembly.